This is a messenger RNA of Suillus paluster, 428 nucleotides long. RefSeq lists its product as uncharacterized. The record is from RefSeq and is a predicted model, not a curated record. NCBI's taxonomy places the organism in Eukaryota, Fungi, Basidiomycota, Agaricomycetes, Boletales, Suillaceae. Bases 1 to 372 code for a protein of 123 amino acids. The transcript is spliced from 2 exons.
AUGUACGACAUCGUGCCAACCAAGAAAUCCACAAACCACAUUUCCAUAAUGACUGCUGAGAACGAACUAAAAUCUUCUCUUCAAGAAUUGAAGGCUCGGAAUCGCAUUUUUGGUGAACCACUAUCCUUAGACGAGCUGCUCGAGCCGGCUGAGGAAAAACAAAUCGGGGAUUCCCUUGGGUUCGACUUGAAUGGUGGGGACAUGGCCAUUGUUGUUGCAGUCAGUCGAGAGAUCGCUAAGAAACAGGGUGAGGUGAUUGAAGCUGAUUCUGAUGAUGACUCAGAAGAAAAUCAUGAUGCAGCCCCAGAGGUUUCCCGUGUAGAAGCACUAGCGUUAUGUCAGCGGCUCGAAGGAGCAUGCCUUCAGCAAUGAGCAUGGACAUUCUCAGGACUCAACACACACACUUGAUUUGUUAAAGCAAAUCCGUC